AUGUCAGAUAGUACGUUGCAAGAUCUCAACCUAGCUCAAUCAGCAGAGCUGGAGAAAAGCAAAGACAGUGUUGCGAAACCGUGCAACACUAAGCCUGUGUUGAACGGCAACAAACGUGUCGACAAGGAAGAAAAUGCUCCGCUUGCAUGUCCUGAUGCUGUGACUAAUGGAUGUGAGGCUGCAGUUGUAGAUGUUGAGUAUAUUGAUUCUGAGAACCUGAUAGAUCUCCCAGAUGUUGACACAAGCUUUAGUACGUUGCUUGCAAGGUUGGAUUCAAAGGACUGGAUCAAGACAUGUGAGGCCCUUAAUAAUGUUCGUCAGUUAGCAAUAUAUCACAAAGAAAGGUUGCAGGAGCUGCUGGAGCCUCUAGUUCCUCUUAUUGUGAAAUCUGUGAAGAAUCCAAGGAGUGCUCUGUGUAAAACUGCACUUAUGACCUGUGCUGACAUCUUUAAGGCAUAUGGUGAACUAAUGGUCGACUCAAUUGAUCUACUGCUAAUGCCGCUGUUUCUAAAAUCUUCUCAAGACAAGCGCUUUGUUUGUGAAGCUGCUGAGGCAGCCCUUAUAUCAAUGACAAGCUGGAUCUCGCCUUCUAUAUUGCUACCGAAGAUGCAGCCUUACCUCAAGAACAGGAAUCCACGAAUUCGAGCAAAAGCAUCAGUUUGUUUCAGUAAGAGCGUAUCACGACUUGGUGUGGAAGGAAUCAAAGAAUAUGGAAUGGAUAAGCUCAUCCAGGUUGCUGCAACCCAGCUCAGUGACCAGCUUCCAGAAUCGAGGGAGGCUGCACGCAAACUGUCAUUGGAGCUACAAGCAUUCUACGAGAAGUCUCAGGCCUCAAGUUCAGGCGAAGAUGAGAGUUUGCCUGCUGCCUUACCAAAAGCUGAAACCUGGGAGGCUUUCUGCCAAUCCAAGCUUUCCGCGCUAAGCGCCCAGGCAAUCCUCCGCGUCACCUCUACAACGAUAGACACCUCAAUGACGAAAGACGGUGUAACCGUGGGUGUCCCUUUUGCCCUGAAAGAAGGCGGCGGCCCUGUUACCCCAAAAGAAGGCGAUCUCAUUGUUGCUCCGAAAGAGGGUGCCGCGGCAGUGGGUUGCUAGCAUCAGGGAGGUGGCUGUCGUGAUUUUUUCCACAUCCAAUUCACGUAUUUUUGCUGUACAUGGUAUACGGUUGCUCCGUUGUUGCGUCGAAUUUGCUGGGUUGUCUGGGCUGGAGUUUCUUCAGGUGUGAGACCUGCGGUAUUAAUAUUGGUCCGAGAUAUAGUCCCCUUGUUAUAGUCGACCUUACAAUUCUUGUGUUCCACUGCUUGUGCUUGGCAAUGGUUGGUUCUCCGGUAAUUCAGUAAGGCGAAUGUAGAAUUUCAUCCACCGUUCCAUAUUUGCUGGAGUAUUAUUACACAGUUCCCGUU
Brachypodium distachyon (stiff brome) is the source of this 1403-nucleotide messenger RNA. RefSeq lists its product as uncharacterized. NCBI's taxonomy places the organism in Eukaryota, Viridiplantae, Streptophyta, Magnoliopsida, Poales, Poaceae. Bases 1 to 1095 code for a protein of 364 amino acids. Gene Ontology annotation, biological process: microtubule cytoskeleton organization. Gene Ontology annotation, molecular function: microtubule binding. The transcript has 5 exons. Gene Ontology annotation, cellular component: cytoplasmic microtubule. The record is from RefSeq and is a predicted model, not a curated record.